AUGCCGUGCCGGCCGAGCCGCCCUCGCCCCUACUCCGACCGCCGUGCCGGCACAACAUUCUCCGGCGCCUCAUCCCCAGCGCGGCCCUGCCCCCGCCGCCCCGACCUCGUCGUCCUCGGCACCCUGACGCCCUGCCCCGGCCCCGUGCGCAUGCCGCCACAACCUCGUCUCCAGCGCGGCGCCCCCCGACGCCGCCCUGCACCGGCCCCGUGCGCCGCCGCCCCCGCCCCCGCGGCCGCGCGUGGAUCCCCGGCCAGCCCUCGCCUGCGUGCACUGCCGCGGGUCCCUGUCGACCUCCCCGGCCCGGCACGCUGUGCCAGCCGCGCAGCCCUCGCGAGACCCCAGGCCGCCGCGCCGGUGCGACCUCCGCCUCGUCCCUGA
Panicum virgatum (switchgrass) is the source of this 381-nucleotide messenger RNA. Its product is annotated as NADH-quinone oxidoreductase subunit I 2-like. The record is from RefSeq and is a predicted model, not a curated record. Lineage: Eukaryota; Viridiplantae; Streptophyta; Magnoliopsida; Poales; Poaceae. The transcript has a single exon. The coding region runs from base 1 to 381 and encodes 126 amino acids.